GGGUUCCGCACAUGCGCAGUGUGCGGCGGGGCGUGGUCCUCGAAUGCGGUGCUGCUGGGCGCCAUGGAGCUGCCUCGGCCGAGCUGGGCCCCGCGUCUCGCGGCGCUGCUGGUGCUCGCGCUGCUUCCCCCGGGAGCGCUGGGUAAUUGUGAUGCCCCACCAAGGCUAAGCUUUGCUGAGCUGCAGGAUGAGUUUAAGACCCAGACUGACUUUCCAGUUGGGACCACAGUGAGAUACAGCUGCCGCUCAGGAUACCAAAAAAUCCCUGGAGAGUCACCCACUCUUACUUGUGAAAAUGAAUCUGUGUGGUCAGUACCCAAAGAGUUUUGUCGAGUGAGAUCAUGUGGACAUCCAGGAGACCUAGUUAAUGGCAAGAUUCAUAUCACAGAUCUCUCCUUUGGUUCGAGCAUUACAUUUUCUUGUGACGAAGGGUUCAGAUUAAUUGGACAGAAAAUUAGUCAGUGUGUGAUUGACGGAACAAGGGUUACAUGGAAUCAUGAAAUUCCAUUUUGUGAAGAAAUUCCAUGUCUUCCACCUCCAGAAAUCGACAAUGGGAGGUUCUCUGGUGACCCUAAUAAUCACUACACCUAUGGAUCAACAGUUACUUACAGCUGUAACACUGUACCAAGAGGCACAGACUCUUUCUCACUUAUUGGAGAGGCAUCUAUUCAUUGUACAUCUGACGAAGAGCAAAAUGGAGUUUGGAGUGGAGAGCCCCCUGAGUGUAAAGUGGUCAAGUGCAGUAAUGUAGAAAUUGAAAAUGGGAGAAAACAAAGUGGAUUUGGUUCUUCCUAUACAUAUAAAGACGCCAUUACAUUUGGAUGUGAUGCUGGCUACUUCUUGGUUGGCAGUAAAGUGAUUAUAUGCCAGGCGAAUAAUUCAUGGACUCCUGCAAUACCAAUUUGUGAAAGGGCAAUUUGCAGUGCCCUAGUGUUCCCGCAUGGAGAAGUGUUUCCAUUAAAAUCUGAAUAUCGCGAUGGAGAUUCUGUUACCUUGACCUGCGAUGCAAAUUAUUUCUUGCUGAAUGGUGUAAAAUCGAUGACUGUUCAAUGCAAAAAGAAUACAUGGAAUCUUCCUAUACAAACUUGUCAAAUGGUCAAGUGCAGUGACGUAGAAGUUGAAAAUGGGAGAAAACUAAAUGGAUUUGGUCCUUCCUAUACAUAUAAAGAUGCCAUCACAUUUGGAUGCGAUGCUGGCUACUUCUUGGUUGGCAGUGAAGAGAUUAUAUGCCAAGCGAAUAAUUCAUGGUCUCCUGCAAUACCAACUUGUGAAAAAAUAACUCCAAGUGUAUGUGGCACUCCACCAUUCUCAAAUGGAAAAAUACUUCCAUCAAAACCUCGAUAUGCCACUGGAGAUGGUAUUACCUUGACCUGUGAGGCGAAUUAUGUCUUGUUCGAUGGUGCAAAAUCAAUGACUGUUCGCUGCAAAGGAAACAAUGUGUGGGAUCCUCCUGUACAAACUUGUAAACUAAUUCCAAGCGUAUGCAGUGUCCCAGCCUUCCCAAAUGGAAAAAUACUUCCAUCAAAACCUCAAUAUGUCACUGGAGAUGGUAUUACCUUGACCUGCGAGGCAAAUUAUGUCUUGCUCCAUGGUGAAAAAUCGAUGACUGUUCGCUGCAAAGGAAACAAUGUGUGGGAUCCUCCUGUACAAACUUGCCUAUCUGUUUGUCCAGACCUGGUCAUCCCUCAUGGAAAAGUGAAGUCGGGAGCAAAACGUCUCUAUGUUGUUGGAGAUAAUGUUGUAAUUGAAUGUUCUACGUUCCACGCAGUGCAUGGUGAACCUAAUAUUCAGUGCACUGAUGAAUUUCAGUGGAAGCCUGCAAUUCCAGAAUGUAAACUGCGUGUGUACAUCAUUAUCAUCAUUGUUAUUGUAAUUCUAAUCGUAGUGAUUCUGGCAGUUUGGAUCUAUAAGAGAUUUUUUUCACAGAAAGGCACAUACCAAACCGAUGAAAACGGCAAAGGAGUAUGCAUUUUAAAUGUUAAAGUACCAGAUGAAAAUGAAGCAUCUGCAUUAAAGAAUUAAUUGAAACAUGAAAAGGAAACAUGUCUCCACUUCACCUACUGCUCAAUACACCUCGUGUAAAACCUGAUUGGCAGGGAAGGGGCAGUGGUGAAAGACGUCUUACAGAUGGAGAAAGGACUGCAUUUGCACUAUUUCUAAUGGAAUAUUUAGCCCCUACUUUCACCAGAAUUGAAGAUGUUUUUAUCUUAAUUUUCUUCUCCUUUUGUGAUUGACUGUUAUAUGCAUCUACUGCAUCUUUACCAAGGCACAAAGCCAGAACGUAUACCAAUGCUGUCCCCUUUAGCUCACCUGUCUGUGUCUGAAAUUAACUUAUAAAAAGCUUCAUGCCCAUAGCUGUCUCCCAGCAGCCUGGAACACUAAAACUGUGCCUUCAGGCCACCUGCCUUCUUUCUCUGCCUUGCAGCAUCCGCUUGCUUCCAGAAGAGACUAUGCAAUGAGAGAGUGCUUAGUAGGUUCUUCAUAGGUAA
This is a messenger RNA of Mauremys mutica (yellowpond turtle), 2489 nucleotides long. RefSeq names its product complement receptor type 1-like. The transcript has 15 exons. The coding region runs from base 64 to 2022 and encodes 652 amino acids. The record is from RefSeq and is a predicted model, not a curated record. Gene Ontology annotation, biological process: negative regulation of complement activation, classical pathway. NCBI's taxonomy places the organism in Eukaryota, Metazoa, Chordata, Testudines, Geoemydidae.